Molecule: messenger RNA, 1141 nt
Organism: Cyprinodon variegatus (sheepshead minnow)
Lineage: Eukaryota; Metazoa; Chordata; Actinopteri; Cyprinodontiformes; Cyprinodontidae
Exons: 5
Coding region: 34-888 (284 amino acids)
Source: RefSeq, a predicted model, not a curated record
UCAAACUGGGCUGUGUAGCGGAAGAAAAGCAUUAUGUUUCGGUCCGUCAUGGAGAGCUCCCUGAAGAUCUUUUACUUUUCUAUCGUGUUGAUCACAUUAUCUGCAGCUCAUGAAGUAAAGAAGAAUCUGACUGGAAUUGUCGGAGGGAACCUCUCUUUACCUGAGCCUGUGCUGGAGUAUGGAUUUCUUUUAAAAAGUAUGAAGAACAUUGCUUUGGUGAAAGACAGAAAACUUAGGUUUGUUGAGGAGAUUUACAUGAACAAACUACACUGGAACAGAAACUCUGGACUCUUUACAAUCACGGACCUGCAGAGGAACGACUCAGGAAUUUAUACCAUUGACUCUAAAAGAGGAAGAGUUUUCACUACUUCCCACAAUCUCAUAGUUUAUGAUCCUCCUCCGACUCCUGCAGUAGAAACUCUGACUGUGAGCUCUGAGAGCUGCUGGUUGAUCUGUUCUGUGGACAAUCUGACGUCUCUGCUGUGGUACAAAGACGAGGAGAUACUGAACCAGAGCAGUUCUGCUGUCUAUUUACCCAUCACUGUCUACAGACAGGACAGAGACUCAUCUUAUAGAUGUGUAGCAGCCAACCUUGCAGGAAACAAGACUCUACAUGUUAAUGUGACGACAUUCUGUUGGUUCAACAAGAAAGAAAGUUCUGAUCAUCAAAGAUAUUACUGGGCUCCAAUUGUCUUCAGCAGCUUCAUUCUGAUCUUUACUCUGGUCGUCUGGAUGAUGAUCAGGAAGGAAAACACAACAAGACAAACACACGGAUGUAUCGUCCAGAAUGGUUGGGAUUCCUCUUCCUUAUGUUUGACAACAGUGAGAUACAACUGUCUCACACAUGCAGAACAUGCCGAAAGACCCAAGGCCAGGAAUCGAAUCUGAGAGGUUCUUUCUGCAAGUCAACAGUGCUUAGACCUGCACCAAUGCAGUUUCAGCACAGAAACGGAUUUAUAGUAAAAGCUUUUUGGAAAACUUCGCUUAGCAAUGUAUAUAUGUUUUAAAAAUCCUGUCAAUUGGUAGGUAUUUAACUUGAAGUUAAACAUUUCCAUUGUCUACAAUUAGUUGUAGAUGUUCAUUGGAAGUGUAAAUUAAGACCUAAUAGAGCUGAGAUUGAGCAAAGCAAAACCUACAGAAA